Messenger RNA from Xyrichtys novacula (pearly razorfish), 5611 nucleotides. The record is from the annotation of a GenBank genome assembly. Lineage: Eukaryota; Metazoa; Chordata; Actinopteri; Labriformes; Labridae.
UGGUGAUAAUUGCGUCGCCUGUCGUCACAACUGUGCGUCGGAUAUUCUCUCCAACGUGUGGGACGGAUUUUACAUGUGCACGUUUAAUCUAACUACACAGUAGUUCUUGUGAAAAGGAAACAAUAAUUGGUGAGUAUGUGAGAAUUUGCUGCUUAACUCAGUACGAUCAGUUAUAAGUUAAGGUCCUAGUUUGCUAACAUGACAUGCGGAGUCAGUUUAUGGUGAAUAAUGUGUCGUUGUCGUCUUCUUGUCAUAGUUCUAUGCCUCUGAAAAAGUACAUGUGUUUGAUCACUGCGUAGUGCGUUCUUAGGGGUCGUUUUGCGUGCACACUGCAUUAAGUGUGAGUUCUGUAUCCAUACUCGGAGGUAAAUAAGCCCAAACUUUGUGUUAAGGAGAGUGUUUAUGGUAUCAGUACAACAUGUGGUAACCUACUGCGUGUAAAUUUGUCCAGUUAUUUAAUACAAGGAGUUGUGGUUCAUUCAUCGGAAACACUUACCUGAAGAAAACACAAAAUGGUUCUAAGGUAUCAUUUACUGUUUUUUAACUGUUGUCGAUUUUCCUAUGCUUUUUUUUUUUUUUUAGCUCAGAGUCAUGGGCAGAAAGUUAGAUCCCACCAGCCAGGUGAAGAGAGGCCCUGGGAGAAAAGCCAGGAAGCAGCAAGGAGCUGAGACAGAGUUGGUGAAGUUCAUAAAAGAUGGUGAAUAUUGUUCUUUUUACUCCAGCUAUUUAUGUUUUUUUUUUUUUUUAAAGUCUGUUGCAAACUUUGUUCUGAAUCUCAUUUGGAUGAUGUUUCUUUAAUUUCCAGAUGAAACUGAACCAAAACGUCUGUCAAGUAGGGCCCGAAAAAGGUAAAAGGUUGACAGGUUGUGCAAUAUAAAAUAACAUGGCUGUUUUACAGGGUACUGAUUUGAUUUGUCAUUUUUACAGAGCUGCAAAAAGAACCCAGAAAACUGAGGAAAAGCCCAAGAAAGGUAACCACAUCCAGGCAGUAAUGAUUUUUCUGUAUACACAAAAGUGUACAAUAACCCUCAAAGAUUGUACGCAUGAACAUUUGUUUGACUUGUAUGGAUGUGAUGUUCUUUUCUACAACUCUUUAAAGUCUGCUGUUUGUUGAAACAAUUUCGAGAUGUUGCUUAUGGUGAUUUAAGAGAAGCUCAGAAUUAUUUUUUGGUCUAUUUCGUUAUAAGAAAGAGUAGAAUUUCAAUCAUGUUGUCUUUCGAACUGUUGCUGCUCUUGUAUUUUGUGUCUCUAACCAGUGAAUCUUAAUUAGUAUUUGGUAUUCUCUUUCUGUUGUUCUGCAGGAUUCACUGACGAGAACAGUAAAUGGUUGAAACCUGCUAAGAGGAAGCGCAAAACCGAUGAACCUGAAAGUGAGGAUGACAGUGAUGAACACUGGGAGGAAGAGGAGGACGAGGAGGAGGAAGAACAGCCGCAGCAGCAGAAGAAGGCUGGAAAAGAACAAGGAAAGAAGGAUGCCAAAGUAGCAGUCAAAGACACAGAGGAAGAGGAUGAUAAUGACAACAAAGAGGAGGAGGAUGAUGACGACAACGAGGACGAUGAUGAUGAUGAUGAUGAUGAUGAAGAAAUGGUUGAUGACUAUGGUACUGUUGAUGACGACAAUGAGGAAGAAGCAGUAGAGGAAGACAGUGAUGAAGAGGAAGUAAGUGAAAGGCUUCUUCCAAUUGACCCCAUUGUUAUGUUUCUUGUAUCUAAUCGUCUUAACUGGACUAAAGCAGUUAUACACAUGUCAACAUGCAGCCUAUUCAAAAACUGCCACUCUACUUUUCCUAAAUUUGGUUCAGAGAUUCAAGGUUAGGUGAUUAUUGGUCGAUGCAAACACUUUGAAUUCAGUGUCUCUCUCAGCAUAGAGUGUGUGUGUUUCCUGUGAUAACUGUUCCGCUGAUGUUUUUCCUCUAUUUUACACAUUUAGCUUCUUCCCAUCGAGCGUGCAGCCAAGAAAGAGAAAAAACAAAAGGAAACCAUGCCUCCUGAAAGUGAUGAAGAAGACGAAGAAGGAGAUGAUGAUGAUGAUGAUGAUGAUGACGACGAUGAUGAAGAUGAUGGUGAUGAAAAGCCAGAUGAUGACAUGGAUGAGGAAGACACAGUUCAAGCCAACAUAGAUGAAAUGGAUCAGUUUAGGUUACCAGGGGCAGAGGAAAGCGAGAAGGAAGGUCAGUGUCCUUUUCUUUUUUUAAUCUGGGAUUUUCUUUGUUUGAAGUUGAAAUUGAAAUGAAUUUGAAGAAACUGAAAAUCCAUUUCAUAUUUAUAUUUUAGGUAUCCUGCCAGUAGACUUGAAAACAAUCUAUCAGAGGAUAAAAGACAACAUUGAUGUCCUUUGCAAUUUCACAACAAAGAGAGAGGAAGGGAGAGAAAGAGCAGAGUACAUCUCUCUCCUGAAGAAGGAUCUCUGUACUUAUUACAGCUACAAUAACUUCCUUAUUGAGAAGUUAAUGGACCUCUUCCCUCUUUCAGAGGUGGGUGAAUACUGCGCUCUUUAUUCCUUUGGACUCAGGAAAGUAAAUCCUUGAGGUCAAACUCUGAUAUCCCCACCUUUCCUUUAAUUUGUCAAAUGUACAAAUCUGUAAUAGUUUAAAAGGUAUCUGUUGUAAAGACCUGUUCACGAUCCUACGUUUCUUCUUUAAGUCAUGAAUGCUUUUUGUUAUUUACAGCUGGUUGAUUUCCUUGAGGCCAACGAAAUUCAGAGACCCGUCACUAUUCGGACAAACACUCUAAAAACAAGGAGGCGGGACCUUGCACAGGUAACUGCGUUGGCUGGCUUUAAAUCACAUUCGUCAAUAAAUAUAGUCUUUGAAUGAUAAUGUGACAACCAAUGAAGACUACACCUGGAGUAAAAUUUUCAGAAUAAAAUGAUCAGGGCAUGAAGUCAAAUUUUGAAGAACUACUUCAGUUACUUGAAUUAAUUUAAAACACAAAAGUUUGGCUUAAGUUUUGAACACAUUAUCAACUCAGAAGCCACUAGUAAACUUGAAAAAAGAUCAACCUCAAUAAAUGACCUAAGUAGAAUCCUCCAGUGCUAAAAACCACUCACUGAUACACGAGUUGACCUACAAAUUCUGUGUCUGUAGGCCUUGAUCAACAGAGGAGUGAACCUCGAUCCACUGGGGAAAUGGUCCAAAGUUGGUCUGGUCAUCUAUGACUCCUCCGUACCAGUUGGUAUGUUCUUAAACAUUUGUGCCAGCUGUGUUGAGCAUUAAAGAUCUCUGUUUGAUAGUAAAAAGGCAGAAUGUAAAAAACUAACCUCAACUCUAAUUCUGUAAAAACAGGUGCAACUCCUGAGUAUCUGUCAGGUCAGUACAUGCUGCAAGGAGCCUCAAGUUUUCUGCCAGUGAUGGCGCUCUCUCCUCAGGAGGGAGAGUUAGUGUUGGACAUGAGCUCAGCUCCAGGAGGCAAAACGACAUAUAUCGGUAAGAUGCACUGCAGUUACACUUGAAGUAAACAAGUAUUUUUCAGCUGUUUUACACCACUUAAUGUAGAUAUGGGCUACACACACCUAACUUUUCCAAUGCUUAUUAAUGCGGAGAUCAUUUCCACAUUUAAUAAAUGGAUUCAUUUGUCUGAUAUCUGGUAGCAUUACUCAUUUAAGUUCCUUGUUUUGUGGAUCAACAGUCCGCAACCCAAAGAUAUUAGAUUCUGUGUGGUAGAUGACAAAAAGAAAGUCAAUUCCUACAUGUUGAAAAAUGACAAAAAAAACAGAAGGAUUAGCAAUUUAUAAAGACUACACAAUUAUACAUUUAUCCAAAAACAGUCAAGUUCAAACUUUGAAAACUGAAUGUGCUUUUUCUAUUGUAGCCCAGCUGAUGAGAAACACUGGUGUGAUAGUUGCCAACGACGCUAACGCUGACAGAUUAAAAAGUGUUGUGGGGAACAUCCACCGCCUGGGAGUCACCAACACUGUUGUAUGCAACUAUGAUGGAAGACAGUUCCCAAAGGUAAAAUUUACUGAAAAUUGUUUUGUCUAUGGUUGAUCAUUACUCCAAAGUUUCUUAGCACCCUGACUGGAAGAAAUUUUCUUGCAGGUGAUGGGCGGGUUUGACAGAGUUCUGCUUGAUGCUCCCUGCUCUGGCACAGGAGUCAUCGCUAAAGAUCCAGCUGUGAAAACCAGCAAGGUACAAUCAACUCACUGUUUAAAUAAACACACAUGAUGAUGUUUGGCUGCACUUUUAAGAUGCAUUGAAUUGAUUUUCCUUUGUUCCUUCUCAUUUUCUGGCAGGACGAUGCAGACAUCCAUCGGUCUGCACACCUGCAGAAAGAAUUGAUUCUAUCUGCCAUUGACUCAGUCAAUGCUGAGUCCCCAACAGGAGGAUACCUGAUCUACUGCACAUGCUCAAUAAUGGUAAGUGCACUGCUUAGCAAUCCUUUUUUUAAAUAGUAAUUCUCAUUCUUUGGUUGAUUUGCAAGUGUUUUUUUAAGUUGAAGAAAUAUGGUAAAAUGUGUGUUCUCAGGUGGAGGAGAAUGAGUGGGUGGUGGACUAUGCUCUAAAGAAAAGAAACGUCAAAUUGGUUCCCACAGGACUUGAUUUUGGCAAGGAGGGUUUUACAAGGUAAGAAAGAUGACCAGUGUGUGUUACCGAAAGGCAAAUACUCUGAUCAUCAACCCUAAAUGUAUUUCCUCCUCCUUUAAGGUUCAAAGAACGAAGAUUUCACCCGUCUCUGCGACUGUCCAGGCGAUUUUACCCUCAUUCCCACAAUAUGGAUGGGUUUUUUGUGGCCAAGUUAAAGAAGUUCUCUAAUGUUAUUCCAGCUGCCCAAACAGGAAAAGGUAACACUUUCUAUCACAAACACAGGCACAAGUGAACUUCCAAAACGGGGGUGUCUUUGUUUAACUUACGCAUUCUGUUGUUUGUCUUAUUUAGAAGAAGACAGUGCAGAUGCUCCUGAUGCAACAGUUAUCACAGACCUUCCUGAGGGGAAACCAUCUAACAGUGGUGUGCAAAAGAAGACCAACCUUGGCAAGGCAGGCAGCUUGAAGGAAAAAACUCCAGUCAACGGAACCACGGCCAAGAAAGCAGAAAAUGCCAAGCCAAAAGGCAAAAAGGACUCACCUGCUGGACCAAAGAAGGCCAAGAUUGCCAAAAUGGAUGGAGGGACUGUGAAAGGUGCAAAGGCACAGAAGGCUGCAUCAAAGUCUGCUGACGAAACAAAAGCAUCAAAGGCUGACAAAAAGGACAGCAGCAGAUUUGAGAAAAAACAGGGCAAAAAGACAAAAUCACCCAUGAAGGCACAGAAGAGACUAGGAAAGAACAAGUUCAGAAAACUGAAGCACAUGUUGCAACAACAAGAAAAAGAGUGAUGUUCACCAUGUGAUACAGUGUCCUUAGAUUAGGAAAAUAGUCCAAAUAGACCCAGAUCACCACAGCUAACCGUCCUCAGGUUAGUGCCCUCUGUUGUUUUUGGAGCCGCAAUAUUGUAUAUGUGAGCCAGAUAAGGUCAUAAUGCUUUUGUUCUAAUGAUUUGUACUGGUCAAUGCUGGUUUCACUGGGUGUGGGUCCUAACGUUCCUUAUUUGUAACACAGAAUACUCAGUAUGCUUGUAUGAUGACAUAAUUGCAGGAAAUGAUAUGUUCUGUGAAACAUAAUAAAUGUUUUAUGAUA